AUGGAUCCAGAUCAAUCAUUCGAAGAACCAACAUCGACUCCACUUCAGCUCGCUGCAGAACAAGGACAUCUGCAAGAAGUUCAACGGCUCCUAUUUGAAUCUGCAGAACAGCCCAAUGAAGAGCCCCGCGGAUAUUAUGGAAAGACAGCUCUUCAAGCUGCGUCAGCAAACGGCCACUUGGAAGUCGUCGAGGUAUUGAUCAAUGCAGGAGCGGACACAAAUGCCAAAGGAGGCAACAAUGGCGGCAAGACUGCUCUGGUCUUGGCUUCAGGAGCAGGCCACAUCUCCAUUGUCAAAAAGUUAGUCUCAUCUGGAGCAAGCAUCAACACCUCACCCUACAGAUACUACGGCAGAACCGCCCUCCAAGCCGCUGCCGAAGGAGGUCACGAGGAUCUCGUGCUGUGGUUGCUUGGUCAAGGCGCCGAUGUUAAUGCACCCCCAGCCAAGGUCGACGGUCGGACGGCCCUUCAAGCUGCUGCAUUUAGUGGAAAUGCCAGGAUCGUGCAGAUAUUGCUCGAGCGCAACGCGAGGGUCAACGAGCGUCCAGUGCGCUACAAGGGGCUCACAGCCCUACAGGCUGCGGCUUUUCAGGGACACUGUAAAGUUGUGGAGCAAUUGAUCCAAGCAGGUGCCGAUGUCAAUGCGGAUGGGGCGGGGUUGAAUGGUUAUACAGCCUUGUCCGCCGCCGCUGAAGGUGGCCAUCUGGAGAUUGUGCAAACCUUGCUUGAUGCUGGUGCGAAUGUCUCGGCUUUGUCUGGGAAUCAGAAAAGAACUGCGAUGCAGAUUGCGUUGGCGCGAGGUCACGCGGAGAUUGGACGCAUUUGCAACGGUUAUCUUCAUUCACAGAUGCGAAUGAAAACCUGGAAUUUAAGGUCUCAUUUGGAAGCACAAGUGGUCAGCGAGACGCAGUAA
Molecule: messenger RNA, 912 nt
Organism: Penicillium diatomitis
Lineage: Eukaryota; Fungi; Ascomycota; Eurotiomycetes; Eurotiales; Aspergillaceae
Product: ankyrin repeat domain-containing protein
Exons: 1
Coding region: 1-912 (303 amino acids)
Cellular component (GO): cytoplasm
Molecular function (GO): protein binding
Source: RefSeq, a predicted model, not a curated record